CGGUCAGUGUGUGUCACGAAUAAUAUGGACCUCGGACGUAAACGUGAUCGGACGAGCCUCGAUGAGCUGUAACUCGACAUCACUUGAGCUUGAUGUGUGGUGAGAAGCGUAUGGGAUUCUGCUCCGGCAGCCGCUCAUUAGCCGACUGGCGCCCCCUCCCAUACCACUAUGCUGUUUUCCGCUCUUUCUUCGCAAAUUUUCCUGGGUCCAGAAUCAUUCCUUUCUCACACUUAUCACCCCUACUUACGACCCCCUUCGAAUGUGGAAAAGCUGGUUCUACAAACCCAUGACAGAGAUCCAUUCUGUUCAGUUUUCUAUAUACACACAUCGCUGUCACUGCAGGCUCGCUUUCAUUCACUCCUCCAAAGGAUAAACGGGACAGCGUCAGUGGUUUCUGGGCGCCAUGGGGCUCGUCCAAUCCUGCUCUGGCUAUCAGAAGCCGCUCCACGUGGUGUUGCUGGGUCUGGACCAUGCCGGAAAAUCCACAAUCUUCUACAGGCUGCGCUGGAACGACGACCUCAAGACCCAACCUACCGUCGGCUUCAAUGUGGGCAUGCAGCAGGUGGCAAAGAACGUCAUCUUGACCCUCUGGGAUGUGGGCGGCCAGGACAGGAUGCGCCUUUACUGGAAGCACUACCUAGAAGACUGCCGCGCAUUGGUGUUUGUGGUGGACAGCAGCGAUCGCGGACGCAUUCGUGAGGCAGCGAGGGCCCUCAGGCACGUCCUUGCCAAGGACAGUGUGAAAAACAUCCCCUUGAUAGUGCUGGCCAACAAGUGUGACCUCCCCAACAUCAUGAACCUCAGCGAGGUGGCCGACACCCUGGGCCUGAACAACUGCACAGAUCGUGACUGGGUGAUACAGUCGUGCAGCGGCCUGAAUGGCAAGGGGCUCCAGCAAGCCUUUCAAUCCAUCGCCGAGCUGAUCAAGGACAAAAAAACAUCGAAUUGGUGCCUCUAGCAUGGGGCCUAUCGGUUUUCACCCGUCGUCAUCAGUCUGGAUGCUGAUGCUUUAGGACUACUACACUGCCACUGCAUCCACUGCGCUUCCGCCCACUGUCAGGAUACACACCACAGUGAGAGAGAAUGGGUGAGACAUGUUUCACGCAUAUUUUUGCACCCUAGUAUAUAUGACAUUUUAACUAUAUAUUUAAGUAUAUAUGACGGAAAAGACUUGGCAACAUGUGAGUGACAGGCGGCUGGGAAAGUCGGAGGUAGAGUCACGAGAUAAGAGAUAUUAACGUUGCUAUUUGUUACAACACUAUUCUCUUAUGGUCCUGUUUUUUGAGAGAAGGAGAAACUACUAAUAAUAAUACAUUUUAUUUGUAAUGCACAUUUCUCAAAGCCAAUACUCUAUGUAGUAAAAUAACAGUUGAAACAAAAUGAGACAGUAAAAAUAAAAAAAGCCAUGAACUACCAUUAAAA
Brienomyrus brachyistius is the source of this 1422-nucleotide messenger RNA. It is a transcript of the gene arl11, whose product is annotated as ADP-ribosylation factor-like 11. The record is from RefSeq and is a predicted model, not a curated record. The transcript has 3 exons. NCBI's taxonomy places the organism in Eukaryota, Metazoa, Chordata, Actinopteri, Osteoglossiformes, Mormyridae. Gene Ontology annotation, biological process: intracellular protein transport; vesicle-mediated transport. Gene Ontology annotation, cellular component: cytoplasm. Gene Ontology annotation, molecular function: GTP binding; GTPase activity. Bases 404 to 958 code for a protein of 184 amino acids.